GCGGCCGGCGCCGCUUCCCGGUGUCCGUGCCGAGGGCUCCGCCUGCAGCCGGGCCCGAGCGGGAGCCCAGCUCAGCUCAGCCGCGCCGCCGGCACGGACGGAGGAGGGAAGGAGGGGGGCGCCGGGCCGGACACGGCUCCGGGAGCCCCGCUCGCCGUUGUUUAAAGGUGCCCUCCUUGGGCUAGCAGCCGAGCGCCGUGGGGUGGUGCCUUCGGGGCCCCGGGGUCACGCGUUAAACAGUUUGGCUCUGAAAGAAGAGCAGAAGUGAUAAAGGUGCCUGCGUGUGCUUAUUGCUCCAAGUAUACCUGGUUUUCCCUUCAGUUAUUUAUCCAGGGAACAGCGGGUCAUUAGUCCUGCUGCAGCUUUUCCCUCUCAAGUCACAGCUGCAGGGAGCCUGUAUGGCGUUUCUGCUAAAGCACAGACUGUAUGUACUGUGUUGCAGAUGGGCAAGGUCUGUGCUGUUUUUGGAGGAUCCCGUGGGAUAGGCAAAGCUGUGGCAGAGCUCCUGGCACAGAAAGGCUGCCGCCUGGCCAUCAUUGCUAGGAAUCUGGACGUGGCCCAGAGCACUGCCCGUAACCUUGGUGCAGGACAUCUGGCACUUAGCUGUGAUGUAUCCAGUGAACAAGAAGUCCAAAAGACUUUUGAGGAGAUGCAGAGGAAUUUGGGUCCUAUUAACUACUUGGUUAAUGCAGCUGGGAUCAACAGGGAUGGUUUGCUACUGAGAACCAAGACUGAAGAUAUGAUAGCCCAGAUUCACACUAACCUUUUGGGAACAAUGUUGACAUGCAAGGCUGCUGUAAAGGUCAUGAUUCAACAGCAGGGAGGUGCUAUUGUCAAUAUAGGGAGUGUUGUAGGACUUAAAGGCAACUCUGGUCAAAGUGUGUAUAGUGCUACCAAAGCAGGAUUAGUUGGAUUUUCACGCUCUCUUGCUAAAGAAGUAGCAAAAAAGCAAAUCCGAGUCAACGUUGUUGCUCCAGGCUUUAUUCACACAGAGAUGACAGCUCAUUUGGAAGAAGAUCAGUUGAAGAAAUCAAUUCUCCUUGGAAGAUUCGGAGAGCCUCAUGAAGUUGCACAAGCUGUUGUCUUUCUUCUAGAAUCCCCAUAUGUUACAGGGAGUGUUCUGGUUGUAGAUGGAGGCUUACAGCUUAUGACCUAAGUACUACCUUGAAUAAAUGACUGCUUUAAUUUCAUGAUGGUAAUAUAUAAAUAUAUAGUAAAUAAAGGGAGAGGGUUGGAAAUCGUUUGAUGAUUGAUGUACAUAAUUGACUUGGUCUUAUUUAGUCAGAGGAGAAAUUCACCAGCAGCGAAGUGCAACGUGUGUGUUUAGCUGCCUGAAAGAGUCUGUUUGGUAUUACAAAGUCUGUGUAUAAAACAAUUUGAAAAAGAUCUGGUUUUGAUAUAGUGAUAGCUUUAAUAAUGUGCUGAUAUGUUUUUAAAGCACCGUAUUUUUCUAAAGUCCUGUUUGCUAAUUUGGGACAGAAUGAGAUUUUAUUUGAAUUAUCACAUUGCACAAAGGUUAAUAAAGUGCAGAGACAUAUUUAUUGGGUGGCAGGUAUGAUUGCAUCAAGUUUUUCAAGUAGAGCAAAGAUUGUGAACUGCAUAGUUUUGCAUUCUUAUCAGUUAGUCCCUACAAAGUAGCAAAAAGUUUCCUUUGAGCUUUGUUUGUUUGUACCUAACACUACAAAGCUAGGAACUUCUAGAUCUUCAGGCAUACCUGAGUUGCCUUUAGAAGCUUUAAUUAUAUGCAAUGUGUUUUUAUAAAGACAAAGCCUACUUGGUUCCAUUCCUGUAUGUAUGUACAGCACUCACUCAAUCCUGUGGCUCUUGCACGUGCCUAUUGAAGGAUUGCUACAGCACUGGAGCUGCUAAUCCUCUCAUACUCUCAGCUUGAGCUGCACAUUCACUGCUGAACACUAUGGCCUCAGACCUUGCUCUGUAGGACACUUUGCAAGGACUCAGAAGAUGUUUAGAACAUGUGUCACUUCCAGAGCACAAAGUCAAGGUGUUCUGUGUUUUGCUCUGUAUCUUCAUGAACACUCAGUUCAGCUGUUAAGUUGAUGCUCUCUCAUAUGUAUGUAUAGUCAAUAAAAUAGCCAUUUAUUUUAUUCAAAGCAA
Molecule: messenger RNA, 2115 nt
Organism: Vidua macroura (Pin-tailed whydah)
Lineage: Eukaryota; Metazoa; Chordata; Aves; Passeriformes; Viduidae
Gene: CBR4
Product: carbonyl reductase 4
Exons: 6
Coding region: 443-1156 (237 amino acids)
Biological process (GO): fatty acid biosynthetic process
Molecular function (GO): oxidoreductase activity, acting on the CH-OH group of donors, NAD or NADP as acceptor; quinone binding
Source: RefSeq, a predicted model, not a curated record